AUGGCGGCCUCUCUGUCAAAAGACGUAGCGGAACAAGAGGAAAACUUAUGUUGUUAUAUCUGCUUGGAACUGUAUGAUAAACCAAGAACUUUACCUUGUUUACAUUCUUACUGUCAUGUUUGUUUAGUUGGGUACGUUAAACGAGCCUUUGAUGAGGGAAAGCAAACAAUUAAUUGUCCCAUUUGUAGAGCCGACAUAAGACGGAACAGAAGUGUAGUCGCCGGUAAUGCAGAGAAGUGGGUGGAGAAUUUGCCUAUUAAUGUUGAACUAGUUUCCAUUCUAAGCAGCAAGAAAAGGCCGCUCCCAGACGUUGGAUGUAAAUGUGAUCAAUGCCUUAGGCUUAGGGACGAAAUGGAAGCAUCUGCAACCGUCUAUUGUUACGAGUGUUCAGAGAAAUUAUGUGAGAAAUGCAAAGAUAUGCACAAGAAAGUAAAAAUUUCAUCUAUUCAUAGUCUAUGUGAUAUCAACAAACAAGAAGAUGUUGCUAAACUUGAACAUUUAAAAUCACUAACCAGAUGCCCAAAGCACCUGUCUGACGAGGUCCGAUACAUCUGCAAGGAUCAUGACCAAAUGUGCUGUAAUGAAUGCGCAAUUUUGGAGCAUAGAAAAUGCAAUGAAGUGGUGUCUAUUGCCAAAGAACAGGUAGACAUAGGAAGAUCUGUGUAUGGAACAAGUUACAAAUUACAACAGUUGAUCGAAUAUUUGGAGGUAUUAAUUGGUUAUGAAACAAAACACCAGUCAACUGUCAAAGCUUGUAAGACUGAAAUGAAAGAUAAAUUCAAACAAAUAAAGAAGCGAAUUGAUUCAGCAUUCUAUGCAAUGGAGAAAGCUGUCUUUGGCGAAUUUGAGGAGAAAAGUAGCUUAAUUCUUAAGGAAAGUACACUUCAUAAAGAAGAAAUUGGGUCAUUGCAAUCUGAAAUUAAACAUUCACUGGUCGAAAUGGAAACAGCAAAAGAAUGUGGCCAGCCGUUGCAUGUGUUUCUUGUUGACAGAAUCUUACAAAACGAAUUAGCAAAAUUUGAAAAUAGUACAAGUCAAAUACAUGACAAAAUGAGUGAGACAGUUGUUCGUGUGAUUGAAGACAAUAUAUGUAAAGAAUUCGAUCGAAAUAUAGCUGCUUGUCUCAAAAUUAAAAUUGAGCCUUCCGGUUUUGCUGUUCCAUCGAUUCCAAGAAUCUUGAAGUAUAAAUCGUGGUUAGAAGCAACUGAAACAAACGUUCGUCGUCAAACUAAAGCACUUUACCAUUCAAGUAAUACAAAAAGAUACGUACCAGUCAUUGAUCACAGUCGUCCACUAGACAGGAAUAAGAACAAUGAAGAAUCCACAAAACCAGACAUUAAUGUAAGAAAUGUUGUGUUCAAUGGAGCAGAUGAUGAUUUCGGUGAAAUUGAUGAUAAUGAUGCAAGGUUAGAUGACUUGGAAUCCAUAAGGCGUGUGAGCUGCUCGAGGUUACAAAAGAAGGAUAAAAGGAAACAUAGGAAGAACUGAGCUUUAAACGCAUGUUGUGUUAAUCAUGUAAUUAUUGUAAUUUAGUCAUGAAAAAUUGACUACAAACAUGUUAAAUAAUUUCAGUUCAACAAGUAUGUUUGUGCGUGCGUCUUGAAAGUGGAGGAGCAUGAUUCAACUAAUAAGUUUAGAAUGUUUCAGGUAGUUCAUGUAACAUUAGAAAUAAGCCUUUUUGGUACUGUACAUUUCUGUAUACUGUAGUUGAAAUUUACAUGGACAACUUUCUUGCAGCAUCGAAUCUUUGUUGAAUUAGCAAUCACAAUCUUGAUAAAAAUAUCAUGCGUUGUGAAGUGUACAGCCAGUGCAAAUUAUUAAUUGUGCUCAAGUACAUAACUUCAUAAAAAGAACAAUUACCACUUGGUGGUUUCUAGGUCUUAUUUUUUAGUUAUAUGUACAAUAGUUUCCUUACCUUUCCUCAAGUGAAUUUUAGGCUUUAUUAUAGGUAUGUACAGGCUUUCUACAGAGGAUAACUUUUGGAAAGAUCAGUUUUGUUUUUCGACUUUCCAAGAUUGGACAUAGUUUUGUUACCAACUACUUUUUAGCUCGACUAUUCGAAGAAUAGGGGAGCUAUCCUACUCGCCCCGGCGUCGGCGUUAGCGUGAGCGUCACACAAAUGUUAAAGUUUGCGUACCACCCCAAAUAUUUUCAAAGUCCAUUGUGAUAUUGCUUUGAUAUUUUGCAUUCUUGUUUACCAUCAUGACCCAAGUCUGUAAAAAGGAGGAGGCAACUCUAUCAAGCAUUUUGACUGAAUUAUGGCCCCUUUUCGACUUAGAAUAAAUGUUAAAGUUUGCGUACCACCCCAAAUAUUUUCAAAGUCCAUUGAGAUAUUGCUUUCAUAUUUUGCAUACUUGUUUACCAUCAUGACCACUGUCUGUAAAAAGGAGGCGGCAACUCUAUCAAGCAUUUUGACUGAAUUAUGGCCCCUUUUCGACUUAGAAUAAAUGUUAAAGUUUUUGCACCACCCUAAAUAUUUUCAAAGUCCAUUGAGAUAUUGCUUUCAUAUUUUGCAUACUUGUUUACCAUCAUGACCCCAGUCUGUGAAUAGGAGGAGGGAACUCUAUCAAGCAUUUUGACUGAAUUAUGGCCCCUUUUCGACUUAGAAUAUGCUUAUUGUAAUGUUAAAGUUUUACUCAUUGCCUAUAUUAUACUAUCAAGCACUGAGAAUAGUCGAGCGCGCUGUCCACUGACAGCUCUUGUUUAUUAUCUUUAUAGCGAUUGUGUGUAGCAUGUAUGUAUGCUUGUAGUCUUCAAGGUAGUCCUAGCUAUGAAAUUGUUACAGAACAUACAUUUCAGAUUUGAAAAUUGAGAACGAAAGUUGCAAAGUACAGACGUAUUUCAAAUAAGACAAGUGUAUCAGUUUUCAAAAUGCACACUACAAUGUAGUUCGGCAAGUGAAGAAGACGCCAAUGUCGUGCAAAGAAAUUAAAAAUGCGCUCGAUAUCCAGUACGACGCUUUUGGCCGCUCGACUGCAACAUUUAUACAUAAAUGUGUAAUUAGACUAUAUCCCUUGUAAAUAUGACAAAUGUCUGCAUGCUAUUUAAAAUACCCUUUCAUGUAGAUAAGCGUAUCUAUCAAAGCUGUUGGUUCUACUCCAUCUGAUAAUUUCUUUUUCUGUAAGUCCCAUUUUGGAGGAGUGAAAACACAUUUAGCAUGUAAACAUAUGUUUAUCAAAGCAACUUAAUAUUUUGGAUAUUUCUGUCAUUUCCAAUGAUUAUUAUUGAUCACUAUAAACAUAAUGGCUGGAUGUACUACUUUAUGAACAUUUAAUCAACUUGGCUAUUUAGCGUUUUGUUGCAGAUGUUAAGUUUUGACACGGGUAAGAUUUAUUAUGAAAUUACGUUGAUGUCCACGCAAAAAGUACUUGUAUAUGUUAGUAACUAUAGACAAAGUCGGGUUCAGAUAUUAUUUAUCAUGAAACAUACCUGUGUUGGAUGUUAGAUAUGAAAAGGAAGCUGGAUUUCCCUUGUCCUGCAAAUAAAACUUUGAU
Mercenaria mercenaria is the source of this 3494-nucleotide messenger RNA. RefSeq names its product tripartite motif-containing protein 45-like. The record is from RefSeq and is a predicted model, not a curated record. Bases 1 to 1488 code for a protein of 495 amino acids. The transcript has a single exon. Lineage: Eukaryota; Metazoa; Mollusca; Bivalvia; Venerida; Veneridae. Gene Ontology annotation, molecular function: ubiquitin-protein transferase activity; zinc ion binding. Gene Ontology annotation, biological process: positive regulation of DNA-templated transcription. Gene Ontology annotation, cellular component: nucleoplasm; chromatin.